This is a messenger RNA of Fragaria vesca subsp. vesca, 1731 nucleotides long. RefSeq names its product polyadenylate-binding protein RBP47B'-like. Gene Ontology annotation, cellular component: cytosol. The record is from RefSeq and is a predicted model, not a curated record. The transcript has 6 exons. NCBI's taxonomy places the organism in Eukaryota, Viridiplantae, Streptophyta, Magnoliopsida, Rosales, Rosaceae. Bases 39 to 1277 code for a protein of 412 amino acids. Gene Ontology annotation, molecular function: mRNA binding.
CUUCGUGUUGAAUCGGGGAGAGAGAGAGAGAGAGCGCGAUGAAUCACCAGGCAGCUACAGUGGAAGAGGUCCGAACCCUGUGGAUUGGCGACUUACAGUACUGGGUGGACGAGAACUACCUGACUUCUUGCUUCGCUCACACCGGCGAGGUGAUUUCAAUCAAGAUCAUUCGCAACAAGAUCACCGGCCAGCCCGAGGGCUACGGCUUUGUCGAGUUUGUUUCACAUGCCGCAGCCGAGCGGAUUCUCCACGCUUACAAUGCCACUCAAAUGCCCGGAACUGACCAGACCUUCCGGCUUAACUGGGCCUCUUUCGGAAUCGGCGAGAGGCGCCCCGAUGCUGGCCCUGACCACUCUAUUUUCGUAGGGGAUUUGGCACCUGAUGUCACUGAUUUUGUGCUGCAAGAGACUUUUCGCAACACCUAUCCUUCCGUUAGAGGCGCCAAGGUUGUCACUGAUUCCAACACUGGCCGCUCCAAAGGCUAUGGAUUUGUCAAGUUUGCUGAUGAGACCGAGAGGAACCGCGCCAUGUCUGAGAUGAAUGGUGUUUAUUGCUCUACUCGCCCCAUGCGCAUCAGUGCCGCCACACCCAAGAAGACCACCGCCUUUCAGCAACAGUAUCCAAAGGCAGCUGCUGUAUAUCCAUACACUAUCCCGGCAAUUCCUCUUGUACCAGAUUAUGAUGCGAACAACACCACAAUUUUUGUUGGAAACUUGGAUCCUAAUAUCUCUGAGGAGGAGUUGAAGCAAACUUUUUUGCAAUUUGGAGAUAUUGUCUACGUCAAGAUUCCUGCGGGCAAAGGAUGUGGUUUUGUACAGUUUGGAACAAGGGCAUCUGCUGAAGAAGCUAUACAAAGGAUGCAAGGAAAGAUGAUUGGUCAACAAGUGGUCCGCAUUUCUUGGGGUAGGAGCCCAACAGCUAAACAGGAUGUACCUGGUAGCUGGGGCCAGCAAGUAGAUCCAAAUCAAUGGAGUGCGUAUUAUGGUUAUGGUCAGGGCUAUGAUCCCUAUGCCUAUGGAGCUACUCAAGAUCCAUCAGUGUACGCAUACAGUGGAUAUGCCAGUUAUGGCCAAUAUUCUCAACAGGUUGAAGGAGUUCAAGAUGUGGCAGCAAUGGCUGGUACAGUUCCAUCUUCAGAACAGAGAGAUGAGCUGGAUGAUCCUUUGGUUACGCCUGAUGUUGACAAGUUGAAUGCUGCUUACCUCUCUGUACAUGGAAGGUCCAUUUUGGGUCAUCCCAUGUGGCUAAGAACAUCAGCGUUUCCGCAGCAAGCUUAGUCAACGUUAGCAUAAUUAGUAACAGCAUCAUUGGUUUAAUUCGGAAUCUUCCUCAAUUUUCCCGGAGUUCACAGUACAACAACCAGAGAAGAAAUAGUGGAGAUGCACGAGAAUGGCUAUGCUUGGUGCAAAUUAGAUUGGGAAGAAAUAUGGUAGGCGGCUGACCCCAAAUCUCCCAAUCAGGGGUUUGGGGCUGGGUUGUCAGUACAUAAUGUGUCUCAGUAAGAUGCUGGUCGUGCCUUUGCUGAGUGUCUUACUGCUGUUGCACCUUAAAUAUUCCAAGAGCUCAUUUUUCCCAAAAAAAAAAAAUGUACGAUACCUAUUGCUUUUUGUAUGAAAACUUUCUUCGAUAACGUUGCACCUUAUGUUCCAACUGCUUUACGUUUAGAAACUUUAGAUUCGUGUUAGUUCUUGACGAACAACUUUUUUAUGAGUAAUAUUGUUGCUGCAGAGU